Phascolarctos cinereus (koala) is the source of this 4917-nucleotide messenger RNA. It is a transcript of the gene SKIL, whose product is annotated as SKI like proto-oncogene. Gene Ontology annotation, biological process: negative regulation of BMP signaling pathway; negative regulation of transforming growth factor beta receptor signaling pathway; negative regulation of transcription by RNA polymerase II. The record is from RefSeq and is a predicted model, not a curated record. Gene Ontology annotation, molecular function: RNA polymerase II cis-regulatory region sequence-specific DNA binding; SMAD binding; DNA-binding transcription factor activity, RNA polymerase II-specific. Lineage: Eukaryota; Metazoa; Chordata; Mammalia; Diprotodontia; Phascolarctidae. Gene Ontology annotation, cellular component: nucleus; cytoplasm; transcription regulator complex.
CGGGGGGUUCUGAGCGGCGGCGCCGGCGGAGACCGGGGGAGCCUCGGAGCGGCGGCGGCAGAGCCCGGGGGAGCAGCGCAGAUUAAUUGAAAGGAGUUGCCCAAGGCGAAAAUCCGGCAGAUUUUUCUUUAGGUGCUGUUACUUCUGGUUGCAGAAAUCCAGCUGGAGAUAUAGACAGUGGUCAUCUCUACUGACAUCACUGCAGGGCCAGUUAUAGACAGCUUUUUAUUUGUCUGCUAAUGUAGACUGUCUUUUGGAGGAGUACAUUUUUCCAGUAUCCUCAGAACAAACCAAACUAAGAUGCGAAUUUCCUACUUAAUCAUUUGAAGCUUAAACAGUUCAGCCAUGGAAACUCUCCAAACUAGCUUCCCUUUGGUUCGGGGCUCCAGUAAAAAACGGAAUGGGCUGAGAGAUGAGGGCAGCCCUCCCAUGAAAAAAAUGAUGACAGAAAUGCAUGUAAAUGGGAAAGUGCUGAUGGAUACGUUACCAGCCGUAAAGAAGGAGAACAUGGAUGACUAUGGUGAAGCUCCAAUGGAGACAGAUGGGGAAAAGGCCAAAUCCAGCUGUAAUUCAGUGUCUGAACCUUUACAUUUAAAUCCCAGUUUAAAGCACACACUGGCACAAUUCCACUUAAGUAGUCAGAGCUCCCUGGGUGGGCCUGCAGCAUUUUCAGCUCGUUAUUCCCAAGAAAGCAUGUCACCUACUGUAUUCUUGCCUCUCCCGUCACCUCAAAUUCUUCCUGGACCUUUGCUCAUUCCUCCAGAUAGUUCCACAGAACUUACUCAGACUGUCUUGGAGGGGGAAUCGAUUUCUUGUUUCCAGGUUGGAGGAGAAAAGAGACUGUGUUUGCCUCAAGUCUUGAAUUCUGUGCUCCGGGAUUUUUCACUCCAGCAAAUAAAUACUGUGUGUGAUGACUUGUACAUAUAUUGUUCGAGGUGCACCUCGGAACAGCUUCACAUCCUGAAGGUCUUGGGAAUCCUUCCGUUUAAUGCCCCAUCCUGUGGGCUAAUCACACUCACUGAUGCUCAAAGACUGUGCAAUGCCUUGCUCCGUCCACGUACCUGCCCUCAAAAUGGUAGCAUGCUUCCUGCUAAAAAUUCCUUGGCCCAGUUACAAGAAACUGGCAGGGCCUUUGAGGUGGAACAUGAGUGCUUGGGCAAAUGCCAGGGCUUAUUUGCGCCCCAGUUUUAUGUUCAGCCCGAUGCACCAUGUAUACAGUGUCUGGAAUGCUGUGGAAUGUUUGCACCCCAGACGUUUGUGAUGCAUUCGCAUAGAUCCCCUGACAAGAGGACCUGCCACUGGGGCUUUGAAUCAGCCAAAUGGCCUUGCUAUCUCCACGUAAACCAAAAAUACUUAGGGACACCAGAAGAAAAGAAACUCAACAGUCUUUUAGAGGAAAUGAAGGAGAAAUUUAGUGUCCGGAGUGGAAAGAGAGCUCAGUCCAAAGCAGAAUCACCCCCAGGACUGGAAUUGCCUUCGUGGUAUCCAGUUAUAAAGCAGGAAGGUGACUCUGUUUCUCAGCCUCCUUCAUUCAUUCAUCCCAGCUACUACCUGUACAUGUGUGAUAAAGUGGUUGCUCCAAAUGUGUCGCUUACUUCAGCCGUGUCGCCAUGUAAAGAGGUCACGAAAGCAGGGGCCAAAGUGGCGGAAGGGAACAGGUCUCUGCCAGGGCAGCCUGAGAAAUCUUAUGCCAGCAGCAAAUCACGCAAAGCCUCUUAUCCAGAACUUUCCCUCGAGGAGCAAGAGAAGGUGGAUCUCAAAUCCAGUCAAGACCUGGGCAGCCGUCUAGAUCCAUCCAUGUCAACCAGUUCUACAAAUAAAAGGAAAUUGGAACCCAAGGCUUGUGGCACAGAUGCAGAAACCAGCAAGAUGGAAAGGGCCCAAGAGACCCCAACUCUGUGGCCAUCGAUUAUCAAGGAUAUCAGUUGUGAGGACGAUAAGGGGAAAAUCAUGGAGGAAGUGAUGAGAACCUACGUCAAAAAACAAGAGAAAUUGAAUUCUAUCUUACAGAAGAAGCAGCAGCUUCAGAUGGAAGUGGAAAUGCUGAGCAGUUCAAAAGCCAUGAAGGAACUCACUGAAGAACAGCAGAAUUUACAAAAAGAGCUGGAAUCUCUACAGACUGAGCACGCUCAGAGGAUGGAGGAAUUCUACAUUGAACAGAGGGACUUGGAGAAGAAACUGGAGCAAGUGAUGAAGCAAAAGUGUACCUGUGAUUCCACUUUAGAGAAAGACAAGGAGGCUGAGUAUGCAGCCCAGUUGGCUGAGCUUCGCCAGAGACUGGAUCAUGCCGAGGCAGACAGACAAGAGCUUCAGGACGAACUCAGGCAGGAGCGAGAAGCCAGGCAAAAGCUAGAGAUGAUGAUAAAGGAACUGAAGCAUCAGAUUGUGAAAUCUUCCAAGGCUGUUAAAGAAUAGAGACCAGCCAGGAGAACUCCCCUGCGCUCUCCCGACGGGGCUUUGUAGUUCAACAGACACUUGUCUGUGUAAAGAUCGAGGCAUUCUCUUGACUUGGAGUUCACAGAGAAAGUGAAGAGAUGAGAGAUAUAUAGAUAUAUAGAUAUAUAUUCAAAUUUUUAGAUUUUCCAAAUGAAUGAAGAUCUGUUUCUUUGUACUAGUGUUUUUUAAAAAUCUUAAACAACUAGUAACAAUGAAACCGUAUGUUUUAAAAUAGGUGUCUGUCUCUGUUUCUAAUGCAAAUGACUGUUGUGUACCUUUCUAAAGCAGCAUUGUAUGACGGAGAAUACCCUGUGCUCCAUUUUAUUGUUGCCCAUGUUUCACACUUGCUUUUGGAAACACUUUCUACAAUAUUUUUGGUGUCUUCAAUAUUAAAUCAAGGUAGGCGUCCAAGCUCUAUCUUUUCUGAGGGUUAAAAUGAACGCCAUUUUCUUGGUAAGUUGCUGUGGUGGAUUCAUGACUCCAUAGACAACAUUACUCCUCUGAUUCUCUCCUGACUGUGGAAUAAAUUUCCACCAACAACGGCCGGAGGGGUUCAUUAUGUUCUGCUGCUAUGGAAGAGGAACGGCUGACAUGUUAGGGGUUUGUUUUUCUUUUCCCUCUUUAAAUGUGCUUGUGGGAGGCUACUUUUUUUUUUCCAGGCAGCAACAGGCCAUUGAACUGAAAGUAAUAAUUGGGACUUACUCUUUAGAAUCCCUGAGCUUUUAAUUAGUUGUCCGAAGAGUGACAUGAAAAUAUUAAUUCUUGGGGAUAGGGGAGGGAGGGAACCAGUUGUGUUAUCAUUAAUGUACAUCAGCUGCUUUGGUAUCUGUUCACUUCUCCCCUGUACAGUUUUUAUAUGUAGGUAGGGGUCAGACUGAUGUUUAUAUCGUGGGUUUGUUUUUCUUUGGGUUGUAAAAUAGGAAACACUUUGAAAGUCACUUAGAAUUUUUGUAUAUUUAAACGUCAAGAUAAAUCUUACCAAAAUCUCUGCAAAUGGACCACGUUCAUUUAGCUCUUUAACAUUAAAACCAGGAAUUUGCAGCCAUUAGAUACUACUAAUACACCAUAAAUUAAUGCAUGGAAAAAUCCAGAUAUCUACUGAUUUUCAGAUAAUUUUCAGAAGCAAGACAGGAAUUCCAUGUGGGGAAGUAAACUCUUGCACUUUUUUUUUUGCACAGAUAGGUCUGUCAUUCUUUAAUGCCAGAUUUCACGUUAAUUAUCCAUUUAUUUAAAAGAGCUAAAAUAGAAGCGUUCAAGUUUUCCAUGAUAUACACUGAAGCCACCAUUCGUUGGAAAUAUUUUUCCAUGCUUUCUAAGCUUUUGAUAGUUUCUCAUAAGGUACUGUUUGAUAACUAUUAGUUGAAACCACUUACAAAUAUAAAUAUAUGGUUGGACUCUUUUUUUGUAUGGAGAUUACCAAAUCCUACUUUCAGGAUGGAUGCAAGUUAGGCACUUUGUAGCGAUGCAAAACAUUUAAGCCGCUUGUUCAUUACUUUAAAGAAUUGUGAUUCACUAUAAAUGAUAUUUAUGUGCCCUAAAAUAAUUUGUACCCCCCGAAUGAACAAAGAAUCAAUUUAAACAAAUCAGAUGUGGUUUUUGUGCAUUCAUUUGAGUUUUACUAAGUUAACAUUCGUAAAUGUAGACAGAACUAGCCCUGUUUAGUUUAGAGAGAAAAGCACAGAGGUGUUUAUGAUCCUGUAUUCUAGUUGUCGAUUAAUACUUGUAAAUUACUGGAUAGUCAUGUGGUUAUUCUUUACCUCUUCAGUGUAUGGAGGAGACUUGCAUUUUCUCAAAGUCACUCCAAACAUUUUUUCUUAGUUAUUAUAAAUGAUAGGCUCAGUUAACUGUCAACAUAAAAUCCAGUAAAAAGUUACUUAAUCUUUGUAAAUUUCUUUUACUUCUAAAAUUUUCAACCCCUUUAAAAUUAUCUUUUAAUUUAACAGUGAGCAAAGAAAUAUUUAUUUCAAGUCCUUCAUAUAAUGAACAGUUCCCACACACUUCACAGGCUUAAUUUUAUGCAGAUGAUACAGUAAUGUGUCAUGUCUCAGCCUGAAUUCAUUACAAAAGUUUUUUUUAUUAAAUUGUAAAUAGUAUACAUGUUUAUAUACUUUUACACUGAGCUCUUCCUCUGAUUUCCAAGAGUUGAUAAGACUAGUUUUAUUAUAUACCCUAUAUAAUUUGAAUACAUGCAGAAAUUUUGAAUAAACAUUUAUAGAAACGUAUGACUUAAAAAACAAACAAACCAAAAACCAAGAAAUACUACCAACAUGAGCUUGAUCUUAACACGAACAUUUUUCUUGUCAGUUGUUGGUAGAAAGUUUGGGCAGAAGUUUGUGUGCCAUUGUUUAGGCAGGCAGAUAUUUUCCCCAGCCUCUCUUAAUAUUAUUGUUUUAGAAAAAAAUUUUUCAGAGCUGCAUCAAAAACAUCUAAUGAGAAAAAAGGCUACUUUAGGGAACAUUUUUUUUUUUGGUGGGGAGGAAG